UAUUCAGUGAGGAGUAUACAGUCCAGAGCUCAGUGCACAGGCUGAAGAACUUCACUCUACAACAGACUGAGAAACAGCCGAGUGCUUUCAGUAAUAGGUUGGUGCUGAAGUGGGUAACUCACCGUGUGUGUGUGUGUGUGAGAGAGAGAGACAGUGGGAAGGAAUAAACAAAGUUUUGAUCCUCCUUACUUCAGAAUAAAACUUCUUUUUGAAAUCACCUGCACUCCCCCAUUGAAAGUUCAAGCUGUUUGCAGCAUUGAAGAGGUUAUAAUUGCCUAUUACUUCCAGAAAGGCUAAAAGAAGGAGUGAUAGCACACGGAAUGUGGGCGAUGGAUUCUCUCUCAGUGGCCUUGCUAUGUGCUGCCCUGGCACAUGCUGGUUGCAGUGGGCAAGCAAGAGGGACGGAGGGAGGCCGCAGGAGGCUCGGUAAGGUUCAGCACGGAGCCUGCAGCUACACCUUUGUCCUGCCUGAACCGGAGGGGGGCUGCCGCGGGUCUCCGGAACAGCCCAGCAGCAAUUCCCUACAACGGGACGCACCCCUAGAAGACCAGGAGUGGCCCUCGCAGAAGCUGCAGCAGCUGGAGAGCAGAUCGGACAACAAUACCCAGUGGCUACGCAAGCUGGAGAAUUACGUCCAGGAGAAUAUGAAGGCAGAGAUAGUUCAGAUCCAGCAGACUGCUGUCCAGAACCACACAGCUACUAUCCUGGAGAUUGGCACCAGUCUGCUGAGUCAGUCAGCAGAGCAAACACGCAGACUCACAGACGUGGAAACACAGGUCUUGAACCAAACCUCAAGGCUCGAAAUUCAGCUUUUGGAAAAUUCCUUGUUUACAUAUAAGCUGGAGAAACAGCUGAUUCUUCAGACCAAUGAGAUCUAUAAGCUGCAUGAUAAGAACAGCUUUCUGGAACAGAAACUUCUAGACAUGGAAGGCCGGCAUAAAGAGGAGAUUGAGACGUUAAGGCAGGAGAGGAGCAGCCUCCAGGACCUAGUCCUCCGUCAGAACCGGGUCAUCGAUGAGCUGGAGGCAAGACUGAACCGAGUUACUGCCAACAACACCAGCUUGCAAAGACAACAACGAGAGUUGGCUGACACGGUGCAGAAUCUCCAGAAAUUGGUCUCGCAGGGAGGAGGAGGAGUUGUAAUGAAAGGCACUAAAGAGGAGAAACUGUUCCGGGACUGCGCAGAAGCCUAUCAGAGCGGUCACAACACAAGUGGGGUCUACACCAUUCGCAUCAAUAACAUGUCGGAGCCUAAGAAGGUGUACUGUAACAUGGAGACAGCAGGAGGUGGGUGGAUGGUCAUACAGCACAGAAGAGAUGGUAGUGUAGAUUUUCACCGGACCUGGAAAGAAUAUAAAAUGGGCUUUGGGAAUCCAGCUGGAGAAUACUGGCUCGGCAAUGAGAUGAUCUUCCUUCAAACAAACCGACGACAGUACUCACUGAGAAUUGAUCUGAGAGAUUGGGAGGGAAACCAGGCCUAUUCCUUCUAUGAGAAGAUGCAAGUGGCAAGUGAAAAAGAAAACUACAGGCUCUUCCUGAAAGGAUACAGUGGCACAGCAGGCAGGCAGAGCAGUUUGCUUUUACAUGGAGCAGAUUUCAGCACCAAAGACAUGGAUCAUGAUAAGUGCAUCUGCAAGUGUGCGCAGAUGUUAACAGGAGGCUGGUGGUUUGAUGCUUGCGGACCCUCCAAUCUCAAUGGGAUUUAUUACUCGGCAGGACAGAAGCUGGGCAAGCUGAAUGGCAUUAAAUGGCAUUACUUCAAAGGCCCGAGUUAUUCCUUACGCACGGUCACCAUGAUGAUACGGCCUUCGGGUUUUUGAACCAAACGGCUCGAGCCAAACCCCAGUACUAACCUGAAACUAGAUCAGGACAAUUCCAGGAGCCACCUUCCUCCAGAACCUUCCUCUCUCUCCAGCAUCAAGAAUUAGUGAAAGAACUUUGACUCGCUGCAUUCGCUCCUUUACCCAGCAUGCCCAUGCUCAUAUUGACCCUUACUGAUUUUUUUUAAACAUCUGUUUAUUUGCCGUUGCAGCAGUUUGGCAGUUUGGAACUAGUAAGGGGAAGAAGAAGAGAAAGAAAAAAAAACUUUUCAUGUUCGAAUUGAUGCAAAACUGCCAAAUAUUAGUACCUUUAUUGCUGUGAUUUUACCUCCCAAUAUCUUUCACAAUUGACGGAUCUUUGAGGGAUAGGCCCCUCUUGCCUAGGAGCAGUAAAAGGUUCCUUUUUGGAAGUUCCAUAUGAAAGGGAAGAAAACUAAUGGGGAAUGAGGGGUGGGAACUGGGAGGGGCUGGUCAAGGAGGAGGCAGAGAUGGAUCCACCAGCACUUUCAUGAAAUGGCUAAUUGCUGUAUAAUAAUGAAAAGCAAACUCAAAGCCAGAGUGCAAAACCUGUGGGACCAGUCAUGACAUCUAUUAGCUCUGCGCACAACCUAUUCAUGAUAAAAUCAGGCUGCAGUACAUCACAGUGGUUCAAAAUAUGAUUCGAACUAGGUUUACCCCAGAAAGGAGAAGGGAAACAUUUUAUAUGACGCCAAUUAAUUUAACACAUCGAAAUAAGAAAAUCUGCAGGCACUGUGUGAUCAAUCUAUGGUUUUCAAUGUGACUGCUAAUAUUUGGGUUGCUUUUUCUCUUCACAGUUUCCUGGCUUGAUUCUGAUAAUGAAAGACUCAUUCAUAAAUGAGCAAAGCAUUGAGAUUUAAAAAUGAGCAGGAUAAAUCAAUACAUAAUUGUAUUACAUCAAGCAAGGUCCAGCAAUACAUUGGGCCUUAGUUUGCCCUAGAUCUCCAGCCCAGAGGCUGAGGGCUAAUUGGGAACAAACACCGAGAAGCAGUAUAACUAUUUGCUGAUGCAGCAUCCCUUGGAGAUCCAUCCAUUCCUCAUCAGCUUGACAGCCAGAAACCUGGAAUUCCAGGAUUUUGCUUUAUUCAGUGCACUUCCUGAGGCGAAUACGAAUGAAGCAGGGGAAUUUGAUCAUGUCUUGUUUAGCGCUCCGGGAAGAAAAGGGGAAGCAAUAGCCUAGUGGUAUUAUUGCUGGACUCUUAGUCCAGAGACCUAGGUAACAUCCUGAGGACCAGGUUCACAUCCUGCAAUGUCAGAUGGUGGAAUUCGAAUUCAAUUAAAAAAAAACGCCUGGAAUUCAGAAUUUGAUGACUGUGAAUCGAUUGUCAAGAAAAAACCCUUCUGGUUUACUGAUGUCCUUUAGGGAAGGAAAAUGCUGUCCUUACCUGGUCUGGACUGCAUAUGACUCCAGAUCCACAGCAAUGUGCUUGACUCUUAAUUGCCCUCUGGCCAAUUAGGGAUGGGCAAUAAAUUCCACUGACACCCUCAUCCAAUGAAUAAAAAAAAAUUGGGUGAUUUGAGAGGUUUUGCUUCCACCUUCCCAAGCCACACAUCACAGACAUUGGCAGCAAGCAGGAAUCACCAACCUCAUACACGUGCACACACGCACACCCGCUCUGUCUCUUUCUACUCCAUAGCCAUGUUAUCUCCUGACACAUGUAUUAAAGCAGAGAACAAACUGUAAGUUAUAGUUUGUGUGAAAUGUUUCUAAAUAUCAUCCCUCAGUUUGCUUUCUCAUCCCACACCAUAACCACUGCUUCUAUUUUGCAGCUAUGACAUGAUGAUGAUUCUGCCAUUUCUUAUUCUCAUCUCCCCUGAACCCACCUUCAGCUUCUUUCCUUGUCUCAUUACUGCAUUUUUCAGCCUUAUGCCAUCAUUCCUUUGUUAUUUCAUCAGACCUGCCUUUCAGGUUAACACAGACCUACCCUUUUAGGAACAGGGGAAGGCCCUUUGAGUCUGUUCCCCCAUCCUCUGCAAUCAUGUUUGAUGUAUGACCUGAUUACAUAUACAUACAUUGGCCCCGAAUUCUUAACAGCUUUUACCAAUUUCUGUUUCAAAAUUACCAAUUGAUCUUGCAUCAAUUAUUAUUCACAGGGAGAGUUUUAAACUCCUCCCACCCUAUGUGUCAAAAUAUUUCUGAAAUCUACUCCGGAGAAGUCUCGCUCCAAUUUGUCAGACAAUGACUUUGGCCCAGACUCCACAACCAGCAGAAAUAUUUUUACCCCAUCUACCACUUCGGCUCCCAUUAAUAUUUUGAAAAAUUUGAUGAAAUCAACUUUAUUUUUUUUAAAUUCCAGGAAAUAUAACGUCGUGUGUGCAAUCUUUCUUUGUCACUUAAUCCUUGGAGUCCAGGCAUCAUUCUGGUAUAUCAUUGAUCUGUCCAAGGUUAAUAUACAUUCUUAAGGAAUGAAUCUGCUCACAGGCCUCCAGGUGUGACCUAAGGCUUUGUACAUGCUGCAGUAAAUUGUAAUAGUUAGCCAUUUUGUUAUACUUCUCUCUCUCUUUAGUGCUGGAGCAGUGUAUAAAGUUAGUUCUUUAAUGCCUGCUUGCAUUUGAUCACAAAUAAGUCAUUGAGCAGUAAACGAGAGAAAGACGUGUUGUGCUAGUGUCGGGCAGAAGAGUUAAUGAAACAACUCACAAGCAUGUGUGCUCAUUAAAGUUCUCAAUUACGUAACGAAUGGCUGGCCUGAAAAGUGGAAAGAUGAGAAGUUACUGGUUUGGUGUAAACAAAUAUGACUUAGAGACUCAUAUCAUUGAGGAAAGUAAGUUAUGAAUCUCUGCCCUGAAUUUCUACUAUGGGCAGUGGGAUUUUAUCUUCAGCCUUAUUACUCUCAUCUUCUGCAUGCAGUUUCUGUUGCUAUCUGACUGAGUACAAUGCUUGACUUUCUUGUUUAAUAACAUCAACUUCUGCUUCCGCAUUUAUCAAGUGUACAUUUUCAAAUUUCCAAACACCUAAACUAGGUUUAGACCUAUAAACGUGCUUGACCAACUAUAUAGUUUAGACUUGGAGCUUUACCACAAUCUGAAGCAUUAUUGUUCCCUCCCCUUCAGUUUGCAGUCAGGGAGUGACUAACUUGCCAACGGGCACAGCAUUUUGACUGAAAAUGGGGACAUUUAAAUGUUGUAAUUAUGCUGUCAUAGAUAACAUCUGAAUUUCUGACUCUGAGAAUAUGAAUUUGGCUACAAUAGCCUCCAUCUGGCUGAAAUCUAAUGGAUCACCCUGCAGAGUCAGGAUAGGAACUCCCUUGCAAUCUACAAAUCCCUGCCAUAUCCAUGGAUGUGGCAUCAUUACAAGCUUUGCACAAGUUUGGCCUGGGAUUAUCGUUCUUUAGGUCUCCCUCAAACAGGUGUCUAAGAUUGAUUUCUAUGAUUACACAAUGCACAUUGAUAAGAGGGGGUCUUUAAUUUGACAUUUAGAUUGCCCUUGUGAAUUGUUUAUUUCCAUGGAAAACACCACUUGGAACAAGCUUAUUCUUAAAUCAUUCUGUAAUAUGUGUUGAUAAUCCCAUUAAUUUUAGAACACUGUUAAGGAGCAAGACACCAUUGUCUUACCAUAACAUAUUGCUGCUGUUUUAGGCGAAGGAAGGGGUUGAGAAGGAGAAUCAUUCACGGUAACUUUAACCAGUCUGGGAAUUGAAACCACACUGUUGGCGUCAUACUGCUUCACAAAUCAACUAUCCAGCCAACUGAGCUAAACCAGCACUCUGUAGUCCUGAGGACUACUGGACAACUUUGGCUAGACACCAACCUCAGAAGUAUUUGGUCUAUCAUGAUGAGAAAACAUUUACUUAAUCCUUAUUUUCUAGAACAAAGAAAAUUACAGCACAGGAACAGGCCCUUCAGCUCUCUAAGCCUGCUCCAAUUCAGAUCCUCUAUCUAAACCUGUCGCCUAUUUUCCAAGGAUUUGUAUCCCUCUGCUCCCUGCCCAUUCAUGCAUCUGUCUAGAUACAUCUUGAAUGACGCUAUCAUACCACCUCUACCACCUCUGCUGGCAAUGCGUUCCAGGCACCCACCACCCCCUGCGGAAAGAACUUUCCGCACAUAUCUCCCUUAAACCUUUCUACUCUCACCCUGAAAUCGUGACCCUUAGUAAUUGAGUCCCCCACUCUGGGAAAAAGCUUCUUGCUAUCCACCCUGUCUAUACCCCUCAUGAUUUUGUAGACCUCAACCAGGUUCCCCUUCAACCUCCGUCUUUCUAAUGUAAGUAAUCAUAAUCUACUCAACCUCUCUUCAUAGCUAGCACCCUCCAUACCAGGAAACAUCCUGGUGAACGUCCUCUGCACCCUCUCCAAAGCAUCCACAUCCUUUUGGUAAUGUGGCGACCUUCUAUUUCUUUGCUUUCAUCCAAGUUUGCAACCUUUGCUCAUAAUUAUACCAAUCGUCUUUGUUAGGAUUGAAUUCACUCAUUGAAUUCACCCUGAAUAUUAUUCAGCGAUAUUCUUUUCAAUGAUGUAGCCUUCUGACUCACAGUGUACCUGCAGAUGAUGUAACCUUCUGACUCAUUGUGUACCGGCUCAUCAACAUCUUUUUGUUGCACAUUGCAUUCAGUGAGAUUAAUACAUCAUCAGGUGGCCAGUAUUUAACGAAGUUAAUCUUCUCAAAACUCGCUAAUGAAGUUUAUUCAUACAUUCUAUUUCCAGAUGGCAGUGUAACAAAAUAUUUGGUUAUUGUAAUAUACCACAUAGGACUUCUACUUCUUUUGUUCUUUCGUAUCUGUCCUUCCUUUUUCCUAAUUUUCCAGUUCUGAUAAAGAUCAUCAACUGAAAACUGUUAUAUUGCCUGACCUGCUGCAUGUUUACAAUUUUUUUAAUCUGUUCAUCUUCACUGAUUCAGAUCCCCGUUCUGUUCCUUGUAGCAUGUAGUUGAAGUAGUUCUUCUUUCAUGUAGGAUUAUUGACUUAUGUAUGCUAGAUAUUCGCACCUCAGUCAUUAAUAUGUCAAUUCAGUCAUCGUUGAAUUGUUUAGCAUUUUAUGCCCAUCCCUAAUUGCCCUUGAGGGGGUGGUACUGAGCUGCGUCUUGAACUACUGCAGUCUCUGCCUUGCCAGUGCACCUACAAUGCUGUUAGGAAAGGAGGUAUUAUCGAAAAGUUCUGAGUGAAAAUGGUGUGUGGCUUGGAGGGGAACUUGUAGGUGGUGAUGUUCCCAUGCAUCUGCUGCUUCUAGGUGGUAGAAGUUGCAGACUUGGGAAGUGCCAUUUUAGGAGGUUUGACGAGUUGUUCUAUACAUAGUUGUCAUACUGCUGCCACUGUGUGACAGAGGGAGUGACUGCCUAAGGUGGUGGAAGGUGCCAAUCAUUGUUUUCAGAUUACUUCCAUAUCAUGCAGUCUUCUGGUUCUAAGAAUGAGCUGUGAGUCUCUUUUGCAACCUAUUGGGUUUGGACGGUCCUUUACAGGAGCAAUUGAACCUCUCACAACUCCAGCCUGGUGAGAAUAGUGCAGGUAGAGGAGGAGGACUGGGGGUUGCUGGGAGACUGAGAUGGAAUCCUGGGUCUGGUUGAGAUCAAAAACUCAACACCAAUCAAGAGCUCAGCCAAUCUCAUUGGAAGGCAUUAACUACACCCGUAAAGCAAUUGGUAAAUUCUUGUCAAUAUCCAUCUAGUUUCUCACAAAACUAUAUUCACUUUUUGGUAUAUUGAUAAUGACUAAUAGGGGAUUCACUUCGAUAUAUUACUAGUUUUCUAAUGCACAACUCCUUGUGUCCUUUUUGUUUAUGGCAUAUAUGCCAUUUGUCUAUUAAUUAUAACUUGGCUUGGUUUGUUUGAGUCUAAGAGAAUUGAAGCAAUGUCUCACACUGCAGAUGUACAAUGGAGUUGUAUGUUGUGUAAGCAGAAACAAGCAGCAGAGAUAAACCAAUGAGCCUCCCAUCAGGCAGUGGAAACAAUUCCAUCUGAAAGUGAACACAUGAUCCUGGGUGGCACACCUCUAGAGGUGGUGAAUCAGAGAUGGAGGGAGUGAAUGUUUAAUAUGGUGGAUGGGGCAAUGAUCAAGAGGUCUGCUUUUGGGUGAUGUUGAGUUUCUGGCAGCUUUUUUGGAGCAUUGAGAAACACCUUCUGAACAGUUCUGGGAGAAUCAGGCUGAGACUAUGAAGGGCUAUUUCCAAAACACAUGGGUAUGUUUAUAUCUGCCGCCUCUCUGCCCAUCUAUUUCUUCUCUGUCAGCUGCUUGAUAGACACCAAUGUAAAUGGCUUAUUUCAACAACAGCUUCUCAUUUGG
This is a messenger RNA of Stegostoma tigrinum, 8049 nucleotides long. Its product is annotated as angiopoietin-1-like. Gene Ontology annotation, molecular function: receptor tyrosine kinase binding. Gene Ontology annotation, biological process: angiogenesis; Tie signaling pathway. The transcript has 9 exons. Lineage: Eukaryota; Metazoa; Chordata; Chondrichthyes; Orectolobiformes; Stegostomatidae. The record is from RefSeq and is a predicted model, not a curated record. The coding region runs from base 321 to 1820 and encodes 499 amino acids.